GCUCAAGCCCCAACAUAUUUUUUUUUAAAUUAUAAUUUAUAGGUACAUACUUUUAAGAAUGGUAAACUUUCAUUUUUUGAGGGGGCUUUUAGUGUUUUUGGGUGGUUAAGCCCCUCAAGCACCCCCUAUUAAGCCUUGCUGAAUCUAACAAAGUUAAUAAUUAUAUAUGUAAUAUGUAUACAUUUUGCAUUUACGUACCUACCUAAAAUAAUAAUCAAGUAUAGGUAGGGCUUUCUAUUUUAUACACUUUUAAUUACCAAGUUUUUAUAUUUUUAGUCUCUUGUACGCAAUAUUCCAGGAAUUGCCAUUCAUAUAUCACUUACACAGUUAAUAUAUUCAUAUCUAACAAAAAACAAUCAGACUUCUAUGGUGAAGUCCGGGAUAGCUGGAUUUAGUGCUCGAUGUAUUACUGUUUCUGUAUUAAUGCCUUUCACUGUUCUAAAAACUAGAGUAGAAAGUGGACAGUAUAGUUAUACGACUUUAAUCCGUGGCCUAUCUGAUAUUUAUAGGUUGGAAGGUUGGAAAGUUUUGGGUCGUGGAUGGACACCAACAAUUUUACGAGAUGCUCCAUUUUCUGCAUUAUAUUUUAUGAUUUUUAUCAAAUUAAAAAAUAUAACAUUACAAGAAGAAUUAGACAACAAACAACCAUUUUAUAUUUUUGGAUGUGGUCUUUUUGCUGGAGGAUUAGCAUCCUGUAUAACUCAACCAUUUGAUGUAAUAAAAACUAGUCAGCAAGUAUCAAAAGAAAAACUUUUUUUAAUCGAUGCUAUUAUUUUAAUUCAACAAAAAUAUGGAAUAGCUGGCUAUUUUAAAGGACUGUCUCUUCGAGUUUUAAGACGAUCUUUAAUGGCUGCAAUGACAUGGACUGUGUAUGAAAAAUUGACUUAGAUGAUUAAUAAGUUAGAUUAUAAUAUUUUUAAUUGUUUAUGUAAUAAUGUGUGUUAUAUGUACAUAUAAUCUUGUUUAAAAAAUGUUACAAUUCUUUAAAAAAUAUCUGUCUAAUGUGAUCAUAUCUUAGUCUUUUAGAUUCAAAAUAAGAAAGCAAUAAAAUAAAGAGGAGAAACUUGAAUAUUAUUUUUUAUGUAUAGCUGUAAUCUUAAAAUUAAUUGGACUGAAAUAUUUUAGCAACAUAUUCAGAAGAGUACAUUUUUAUUUUAAGUUCUCUAGUCACCCUCAGUAGAUUUUUUAAUUUUAUGCAUAAUUUGGUAGGAUAUUUUAUUUAGUGCAUUUUUAAUUUGUUUAUUUUUCUAUGGACUGUAGCUUAUUAUUUUUUCUAUUAAUUAGAUUAUAUAAUAUUAUGAGGUAUUAGUUAUGUAAAUCAUUUGUUAACAUUUAAAUGUUAAAUUAUAGUGUAAUUUAUUUUAACCAAUUAUAAUAUAAUAAUAUAUUGGUUCAUG
Molecule: messenger RNA, 1397 nt
Organism: Acyrthosiphon pisum (pea aphid)
Lineage: Eukaryota; Metazoa; Arthropoda; Insecta; Hemiptera; Aphididae
Product: solute carrier family 25, member 38-like
Exons: 4
Coding region: 367-888 (173 amino acids)
Biological process (GO): glycine import into mitochondrion
Cellular component (GO): mitochondrion
Molecular function (GO): glycine transmembrane transporter activity
Source: RefSeq, a predicted model, not a curated record